Molecule: messenger RNA, 601 nt
Organism: Trypanosoma cruzi
Lineage: Eukaryota; Euglenozoa; Kinetoplastea; Trypanosomatida; Trypanosomatidae
Exons: 1
Biological process (GO): peptidoglycan biosynthetic process
Molecular function (GO): metal ion binding; D-alanine-D-alanine ligase activity; ATP binding
Source: RefSeq, a predicted model, not a curated record
AUGUCUCUUUUGCCCAUUCGUGUCUGCGUACUGGUCUGUUCCUACGAAGGAUCGGAUAGUGAACUGAAGGAAUAUGAGGGCGAAAUUGUACAGACACCGCAGCAUUACUUUACGGAGGAGGAUUCGAAGGAAUUUGUUUUUACUCUUGAAUUUGUGAAGAAGGCGACUGCAUACCGUCAAAUACGUCAGUUAGUGAAGUCUGGGGCCUUUGAUGUCUUUUACAACCAGUGCGAUGGGGCCAUUGAUGAGGAUAAGGCCGGUGUGGAAGUGGUGCAGGCACUUGAGAGCUUUAAAGUUCCGUUCACCGGGGCUAUCUCCAAAUACUAUGAGUUGUCUAAACCGGAAAUGAAGCGAAUGGCACACUACUGCGCUGUAAAAACAGCCCCAUAUGCCGUUUUGGAGGCCGGUGAUAAUGUGCGGGAGUUGUGCGCCGCCCUGCAUUUCCCGUUGAUUGUUAAGCACAUCUCUGGCUACAGCAGCGUGGGGAUGGACAAGUCUUGCAAGGUGUAUGACAUGGAUGCGUUGAAGGAACGGGUGGCUCGCUUUAUUGAUCAGUACCAGAGUGCUCUUGUGGAGGAGUUUAUUUCCGGCGAUGAGGCAA